AUGGCUGCCCCCAAUGCGCCCCUGCAGACGCGCAUGGUCGACGACAAAUCGCCGAUCUGCAUCCCCUUCAUCCUGUCACGCCUGGCCGAGUACCGGGCCCAGCAGGAUGGCGAGACCCAUCCGCGGCCGUUCAUCGUAGGGCUGAACGGGGUGCAGGGCGUGGGCAAAACGACGCUGGUGCGUGCCCUGGCGGAGACGCUGCAGGAGCGCGAGGGCCUGCCAACGCUGGUUGUCAGCAUCGACGACUUUUACCUCACCCACGCCGACCAGCUCGCACUGGCUGCUGCGCACCCAGACAACGCGUUGGUGCAGUAUCGCGGCGAGCCGGGGACCCACGACCUAUCUCUCCUCACCCAAUUCCUCACCUCCCUCACCACCAACCCAACCAAGCUCACUCCAAUCCCCCAAUAUGACAAAUCCGCCUUCUCCGGCCAAGGCGACCGCCUCCCGCCGUCCACCUGGCCCACCACCGACCCAACCAACCCGCCACAAGUGUUAAUCCUCGAAGGCUGGUGCGUCGGCUUCCGGCCCCUCUCCCCACCCCUCCUCGUCGAGUCCAAAUGGAAAUCCGCCGGCUCUCGCACGCUGCACAACCACAAGCUGGACCACCUCCUCUUCAUCAACUCGAAGUUGGAAGACUAUGACCGCGUCAUCAACAGCGCGCUGGACGCCUUUAUCCACAUCGACGCCGAGGAUACCGAGUACGUGUACGCGUGGCGGGCGGAGCAGGAGGCGCAGUUAAGGAGGGAAAGGGGCGCGGGUAUGAGCGAGGAGCAGGUGAUCAAGUUUGUGGAUGCGUACUAUCCCGCGUACGAGCUGUUUGCGGAAGGGGUAAGAGGAGGGGUCUUUCGUGGGAAAGAGGGGAGGAAGGGGUGUCAGUUGAGGUUGGUUGUUGGACGGGACAGGACGGUGAAGGAGAAUAUGGUGAUAUGA
This is a messenger RNA of Parathielavia appendiculata, 933 nucleotides long. RefSeq names its product P-loop containing nucleoside triphosphate hydrolase protein. Gene Ontology annotation, molecular function: GTP binding. The record is from RefSeq and is a predicted model, not a curated record. The transcript has 2 exons. The coding region runs from base 1 to 933 and encodes 310 amino acids. Lineage: Eukaryota; Fungi; Ascomycota; Sordariomycetes; Sordariales; Chaetomiaceae. Gene Ontology annotation, biological process: SRP-dependent cotranslational protein targeting to membrane. Gene Ontology annotation, cellular component: cytoplasm.